AUGAAUUUGUAUGAAGAUUUGGUGUGGAAAGUGAAUAAUAUUGGUACGCAAAAAUUGGAUAGCCGUUGGAUUGGGCAAGAUUUUUUGAUCGGAGGCUCCAAGAAAAGCUACGUGGCUUAUAGUCGUUGGGCUAUGUGGGCUGGUGGGUUAGAACUGACGUCAGCGACUGAUUUUCAAAUUUUUUUUACUCAUGAUGUGACGCUGAAGUUAGCAGCCUGGGGGCAACAACGCAGUCCAUUUUUGCAUGUGGGCUAUCCCGAGCUGGUGAGUCCUAUGCCUUGCCCGGGCUGCCUUUUGCGUGCUGGAGGUCCAAAUCUUGCUGGAGGGGGCCUGUUGCCAUGGCAACUGGGCUGCGCCGAAGGUGCUCUUAGAGAUGCUUAUGGCUGGCUAGUGUAG
Prunus armeniaca (apricot) is the source of this 396-nucleotide messenger RNA. The record is from the annotation of a GenBank genome assembly. Lineage: Eukaryota; Viridiplantae; Streptophyta; Magnoliopsida; Rosales; Rosaceae.